Quercus robur (English oak) is the source of this 1470-nucleotide messenger RNA. RefSeq lists its product as uncharacterized. Gene Ontology annotation, biological process: RNA processing. Gene Ontology annotation, molecular function: RNA binding; RNA methyltransferase activity. The transcript has 4 exons. The record is from RefSeq and is a predicted model, not a curated record. Bases 234 to 1268 code for a protein of 344 amino acids. Lineage: Eukaryota; Viridiplantae; Streptophyta; Magnoliopsida; Fagales; Fagaceae.
AGUACUUACAAAUGAUUAAUCCUCAAUGCGUCUUAACAAACUGUACAUCCUCUGAUGGACUAAGCAUUCUCCAAAACACUAGUUAAGAAGCAUGUAUUGGUAUUGGAUAGAAGCAUGUAUUGGUAUUGGAAGGUAGUUUAAGUGGCAAAGUAAGUACUCUUUCAGCUUCGAUUCUGUAUUCAGAAUAGGAAAACUGCGAGUGUAUGGUAUAGAGUAUAGACUGAGUAGAAGGAAUGCAAUGCACAGACACGUCCUGCUGGGGCUGGGUGACUACAUCACCUACUUUUCCUCCAAAACUCAAACUCAAAGUUGCUCAGACUCAGACACAAACCCAUUUCGAAAAGAAGUAUGACAAUGCUUCUUACGAUGUGAAAGUGAAAGUCCCUCUACCUUCUCAUGUGCAAUCCAUUACUAGCACUUCAAACCCAUUUGUGAAGCACUGCCUCAAGCUGCGCCACAACUCUUCUUAUCGCCACUCCCAUGGUUCAGUUCUCGUUGUGGGUGCUACCCCUAUUAGGGAAAUAUACAGGUUUCAAGAAUCGUUGCAGGAUAAAACUGUGGGAAUGGAUUGUUUACUUCUACUUGAUAAAGCUGAGGUUCCUGAAGGGAUAGAUGAUCUCUCUGUUCGUAUUGUGCGUGUGAGCUCUAUGGUGAUGAGAAAACUUUCUGGUGUGCAGUCAACUGAAUCUAUUGAAGCAAUUGCCCUGAUGAGUAUUCCUACCAGUUUUUUCAAUGUAGUUGAUGGUCAAGAAAAGGCAGAUUGUCAAAGAUGGUUCGCAUCACCGCAUCGAAUUCUAGUCCUUGAUGGGAUCCAGGAUCCUGGAAACCUUGGUACAUUACUCAGAUCAGCUAUGGCCUUUAAAUGGGGAGGUGUUUUUCAACUUCCUGGCUGUUGUGAUCCGUUUAAUGAGAAAGCACUUCGAGCUAGCCGAGGAGCCUCCUUUCAGCUCCCUAUAGUUUCUGGCAACUGGGUUCAUCUUGAAGCCCUUAUAAAUGAAUUUCAAAUGAAGGUGCUGGCUGGCCAUCCAGAGAGUACUGAAAAUUUAAAGCCAGUUGCUUGGCUUUCUCAAGAGCUAGCAGAUUCUUUUGUAGAUGUGCCAUUGUGCUUUGUAUUGGGUAGUGAAGGAAGUGGCCUUUCAGAGAAAUCUUUGCAGGUUUGUGAGCUUGUGAGCAUUCCAAUGGCUGGAGAGUUUGAGUCUCUGAAUGUUUCAGUGGCAGGAGGGAUUUUCUUGUAUAUGCUUCAGCCUAAGAUUCAGAGAUGUGUCUGAUUCUUGUUCUCUUUCUGUUAAUGCUAUAGGAACUACGGAGAGUAACGUGCAUGAGCCCUUUGAUUUUGAGUUGCCACAUUAUCGAAGAUAAAAGAGCCUUCCUCUAUUUGUUUCAUUUGUAAUAUAGAUGGAUGUUAAACUUGUAAUUACAAAUGCUGUGCAGCAAAAUUGAAUGAUAUAAUUUCCUAGGAAGGUUUUGAGA